AAUUUUGAAAGAGUUAAUCGUGUCUCGAAAAUUAUAUUAUUAUUAUUAAUAAUGAGUUCAUUAGUCUAUAAUCAGUAUUUUUUCAAGUUUUUAAUGCUACUUAGAAAAACAUAAUAUGAAUUUAAAAAUCGAAGUGAAUAACUAAUGUCAUAUAUCAGAUACUGUAAUACAAAUAUUGUAUCGAUAAUUCUUGUACCUUUAAAAGACUGUUUGUUUAUAAAUUAAUUAGUACUAUAGUUUUUCCAUUCAAGCUGUUAUACAUGUUAUAAUUAAUACAUUUUGUCAUUCGUAUCAUCACUGUGUAAUGGCUACAGCCAAAACAUAUAUUGUAUUAUAUAAAAUACUACGUUUUCUAUUAGAAAAAAUUUUGAUUUUUUUUUAUUAAAUCAACCCAGCCUAAGACAUACAUUUCUAACUGAUAAUAAGGGAAAUAAUUAUCAAAUUGUUUCUAUUAAAAAUAUGUUAUCCAUCUAUACCGUUCUAUGUACUAGAACUAACUUGUACUCUCUUAAGUAUACCAUUUGUCCUAUAAAUAGUGUUGUUUAAAAACGAAAUUUUAUUUACUCAGAAAUAUUAACACGAGAAACUUUCAAUUAUUAAAAAAAUUUUUUUAAACAAAAUCAGAAAAGAUGUCAACCAUAAUGAUCCAAGCAACAGAUGGUCGACCACAUGAGAUUGAAAUAGAAUCUGUUGUAUACUCUGAAACUAUUAAAGACAUGCUGGAUGUUUUAAAAUCACCUGAACCUGAUGAAGUCAUUUCUAUACCAGGUGUACCCGAUAAAGUUCUCAUUCAGAUUAUUGAGUGGUUAAACUAUUGUCAUUACAAUUCAUUACCAUCUAAAACCCCUGAGAUCGAAAGAGAUUUGGAGCAGUGGAAGAAUCGAUUUCUUCAACAAAAUGCAAAUACAUUGAUAGAACUCUUAAAAGCAGCUAAUUAUCUCAACAUAAAAACUCUCUUAGAUGCUACAUCAAGCCAAUUAGCAAAUAUAAUUUCAGGAAAAACACCAGAAGCUAUUAGAGCAGAAUUUGGAAUUGCAGAUGAUUUAACUAGAGAACAAAAAAAAGAAAUUCGUCGAGAGAAUGAUUUAUGUGGAGUAUCAAGAUCGUAAUUAGAUAUUUUACUAAUUUUAAUAAAUUUUGUAAAUUUAUUUGUUACAGUGACAUUAUUAGAAAAAUUACGAAUUUUUCUUGAAUAUACUACAUUUUUGUAACAAAUAUUUUAAAAAUUGAAUUGUUAACAAAAAUACCGAUAAAGAAAAAUUAGUGAUUACCGCCAAAAAGUACAUCAUUCAUUUAUCAUGAGUCGGUAAAUUCUCAUGAGCUAUUGUCGGUACAGAGUAUAGAUGUUUGUGAGUGUGUUCUUGUUGUGAAUAAAAAUAAAUUAGUAAUAAAUAAAAUUUGAUGAAACUUAAAAAGUAAAAAAAA
Messenger RNA from Chelonus insularis, 1425 nucleotides. Its product is annotated as S-phase kinase-associated protein 1-like. The transcript is spliced from 3 exons. Gene Ontology annotation, biological process: SCF-dependent proteasomal ubiquitin-dependent protein catabolic process. Bases 630 to 1109 code for a protein of 159 amino acids. The record is from RefSeq and is a predicted model, not a curated record. Gene Ontology annotation, cellular component: cytoplasm; nucleus. NCBI's taxonomy places the organism in Eukaryota, Metazoa, Arthropoda, Insecta, Hymenoptera, Braconidae. Gene Ontology annotation, molecular function: cullin family protein binding.